Molecule: messenger RNA, 3995 nt
Organism: Effrenium voratum
Lineage: Eukaryota; Dinophyceae; Suessiales; Symbiodiniaceae
Source: the annotation of a GenBank genome assembly
AUGCUCACGGAGGCUGGCCGGCGGAGAGCUAUGAUGUGCCCUCACAUGAUGGCCGUUUUCAUCAAGGAGCUGUUGGGCUCAUGUGGGCUUGCAGCGGACGAUGGGGACGUUGCCGCCUUCGUGGCGCGCUCCUCCCGGCUCCCAGCCUUGUCGCAGUUGCUGGAGGAGCUGCCGGCCAUGUCCUGGGCCCGGUCCGUGCGGACCUUGGCCCAGGCCUACGAGGACCUGCUGGCCCAAAGGGACAACGUGGACGAGACAGCCAAUGUGUUGCAUCUGCUGCUCAGGAGAGCCUUGCUGCAGCUAGAGAACGAGCAGCCCAAGCUGGCAGCAUCUUUGAAGUCCGCGGGACUGGAGAGCUUGUCGCGGUCCCUGGCGCGGCAGCUGCGCAGCGGCCAGGGGGCGCGCAGCUGGGCCGAGCUCAUGGAUCAGGCAAAGCAGUGCAUGCCACAAAGUCGGCGUGGCACGCUGGACUCAGCUCAGGGUAGUGAUGAUGAGACUGCGCUGCCUGAGGAGGACGAGGAGCCCGCUGAACUCCUGCGGUCAAACUCGGCCCUUUCAGAAGGUAGGAGAAGUGACGCGCCCUUCGCAGAGGAUGCGACUGUGGGCAUGAGCGAGCCCCUCACACAGGAGGGCUAUCAGAACGUGCAGAGUCUUCUCUCCGAAAAUGCCAUGGCCGCCUUUGUGCGGAAGCUCCUUGUAGAGCAGGGCGGUGAGGUGCUGAGCCAAGAAGGCCUCGUGGAGUUUGCUCGGGGCUGCUUGGAUGACAGCACGCCCUUCCCACGGGUUCAAGAGGAGCUGCUGCAGGGGCCUAAAUGGGCCGGCUUCCGGAAGACGGGUCGUGGCAAGCUCUUUGUGGACAGGUGGUUCGACGGAGUAUCCAAGGUCUUCUCUGCCAGGGAAAGCCGCCAUCACCUCAUGGCUGCGAGCACUGAGCGGAGCUCUGCGCAUUUUGAUUGUUGGGACCUUGACUUGCAGCUGGCCGGUGCGCACAUUUGUUUUGUGUUCCAGGCGAAACCGCAUAGCUUGGGUACUGGCGGCGAGCUCGAUGCUCGCAACGGCGACGAGGAAUUCUUCGGUGUGACGGUAGACCACAUCCAGCUGCGCAAGAAAUCUUCGCAGCGACGAGUGCAAUUCUUUGUGCACCACUUCCAGAUCGACAACAUGCGAGAGGUAGAUCGCGUACGACCAAUCAUCAUUUGCCCAGAGGACAGUGGGUACUACAGUGACCGGCGGGAGCGUCACCACAAGAAGCGCAAGGACAAACACAGCACGGAAGCCGAUACUAUUCCCUUCGUGUACUUCUGCAUGGAGAAGCUGCCAAGCGGAAUUCUGCACUUCAAGGAACUGGAGCUUCUGCUGCAGCCCGUCAUCAUGCGCCUGGAUGUGGGGUUCUGGAUCCAGAUCGUGCAGCAGCUCAUGGAGUGGGCGAAUGUGGGGAACUCCUCCGCCGCUGAAGCUGCAGGCACUUCAGAGGAGGACCGGGAAAUCGUGGCCAAGCAGGUGUUGAGCAUGCGAGAGGGAGGUAUCGAUCUUCCUGCAAGCACUACCACUUUGCGACCCAUCUACUUGGAAUGGUUCCGACUAGGAGCCCUCAUUGCCCAAGUAGAGAUCCUCAUGCCGAUGAAAAUGAAGAUCCUCAUGCAGGGAAAGGCGGCAUCGGGAUCAGACUCAGCAAGCUCCACCCUUGAGGACACGGACGAUCAACAAGACGCACAGUGGCAGUCCCUUUGGCUUGCCCGGAUCUUGGCUCGACUAACACAUCGCUCCCACGGCUACAUGAAGCAAGUCUUCAUGGUGGCGCAGAAGGGGCUCGUGUUUGUCAUUACCAGUGUCGGAAGUGGAGUGCUCUCAGGGGUUGGGCACAUCACGCCGCGCUUCUCAUUUCCUGAGACUGUCUUUCAAAGAACGUUCCAAGACCUGACACCCUUCGCGGAGAGCCUGGUGCGUGACUAUGUAAAGACUGGCAUGUAUCAAUUCUGGAAGGUCCUCUUCAGCAUCAACUUGCUGGGUGAUCCCAUUGGCUUGGGCACCUCUGUUGCAGGCGGAGUGGUGCAGUUCUUCCGCAAGACGGGCAGCGAAGUGAUCGCCGGGGACUUGAAGGGCGAAGGUCUUCUGAGCCUUGCACAAGGUGUGCUGGGUGGCACGGCUGCCACAGCCGGAAAGUUCUUCGGAGCCUUAGGUGACACUAUCGAUGCCUUAGCGCAGACUGGGGACCAGAACCCGAACUUCCAGCUCAGCACUGUGAAUCACGUGGGUGACGGUAUCACAGCAGGUGCUCAGGUCUUUAUUCACAACACUGCUUCUGGCAUUGCUGGCUUGGUCCAAGCGCCAGUGCAGGGCUUCCAACGCAAAGGUGUGGUUGGCCUGGGUCAAGGCCUGCUGAAGGGCAUGCGUGGCGUUGUGGCCAAGCCGGUGAGCGGCUUGAUGCACGGAGUUCAGCACAUUGCUGAAGGCGUGGAUGCGACAACUAGACUGUGGGACCACUGGGAGCAGAUUGUACCGCGGCGUGCCUCGCGGCCACUGCCCAAGGGCUCAAAGCUGCUGCCGCUGGUGGGCGCAGAGUUUUCGCCCCGCAUCACGGUUUAUGUGGAAAGCUUGCAAUUCCUGAAUUUGGAGAGCUUCACGGGCGUCUCCGCGGCUUUGAGCCAACGACUUCGGGGUGCCACCUACCGUGUGGAGUUGUCCACGGUGUCCACAGGCACCUGGGCCAAAGCCUCUAAGCUGGGCCGCCUAGCCAAGGAUGGCUCCGUCGUCUUCAAUGAGGUGAAGUGGGUGCCGACGCAAACGCUCAUGGAGUCGGAUAUUCUGAUUGAGGUGCAGGACUGCGCUUUGUCAGGUGACCCGACGCGACCGAAGCCGGUGUACCGGGCGGUGCUGCCACGGGCUCCCCACGGGAGUUCUGUGCUGCAGCAAGUGGCCAAGCUGAUGCGAGAGCCCAAGGAGCUGGCAACUUUGGAUGGCUUCACCUGUCGCAUUCGUCCAAGCCAGCCCUUUCGCGUAAGCUUGAAUUCCAUUGAUGGUGCUUCACCUGCUGAGCUUCUUUUACGCUUCUGGCCUGCCUGGGACCCAGAGCGGGUCCCCAUGACACAGCGCUGGGUCCCCAAGACCAUCAACUCUCCUACAGGAGAACACCUGCCACCGCCACAACGGAAGGAAGGGGCGCUGGAGAAGCGAUCCAAAGGUGCCUUUCAUCACUGGUCCUUGAAGUGGGUGGUACUUGACAACCAUCAGUUCACGUACUGGAAUGAUCGCAAAGACUUCGAAGACGGGCGUCAGCCGAAGGUUCGCUACCACCUGUCAGAUCCAAAGUGUAUCUAUCGCUUUGCGGCGGGCGAGGCUCCUGAGGCCUGCUUCGCUCAAGUGAGAGCCGAUGGUCUCCUAGAGGCACAAUGGCGUCCUGCGCACAAUGAGCGUGAGACAUCGGGCAACUGGCUCCAAGCAGUAUUGCGACACACUCUCCAAGAGUGAGCAGCAACGACCUGUGUCAUGCCAGGUUUGGGGCUUCUGCACUGUUGCCAAAAAGUUACAUCAAACGGCGUGUUUUCCGGCAUUGCUCAACAGGUGGCAAAGUCCCAUCAAGCUCAUGCCCAGGCACACCAGCCAUGUCGGGCAGCUGGUAAAUGCAGUUGGUCCACAUGGCUGGCAUUUGGCUGGGGCACAGUGCAACAAACGCUUUUGAUGAUCUGAAAUACGGGUAACUAUCACAAAGCCCAUCCUGGAGGGAAACCCCAGCCCAGGUGCAAGCCAAAGUACAGUAGAGAUAGUGCAGUAGCACAUCAUGCCCUGCUUUGCACGCACGGCACUGCACCAGCCAAUAUGCAUCCUGCGAAAGCCCAUGGCUUACUGUGUCCUAGGGACGCGCAUUGGCACAUUUGCAAUCAGGGCGCGGCAGCAUUCGCAAAAGGGUCGACACUUUCCAGGCUUGUUUCACGGUUCCACGGCAAAUGCCACAAAACACCUACCUAUGCAGCGACCACCACCACCACCACCACCCA